AUGGCUGCUAUUACUCAAAAACAAGACGCUUCCACUGCCAAGAAUGGCGAAACCUACUCUAAAACUUCUGUCACUAAUGACACUGAUGGGAAUAUUUCAAUGGAUGACGGUACGGAUACUGCAGCUGCUACUGUGGGUGGUGAAGAACAUGUUGGUUCAAAGGUUAUUACUCGUUCUGUUAACUCCACUAUCGAACCCAGUACCACUACUACUUCUUCUGUCUCCCAAGACGUGAUGGUCUCAUUACACAAUCCAGCGCUUCAAACUUUAAUGCAAUCUCUGAUCAAGACUGCUAUUGAAGGCGCUAAAUCGCAAACUCAACUUGCGGAGACGUCAUUGUCAAGUAAGCUACAUAAGGCGGCUAGUACCGUUGCGAAGUUCGAUGGAAAGAACUUUUAUGACCCGGAAAAGGAUUGGGUUGAAUGGGUGGCAAGGCUCAGGAAUGUGGCCAUGGAUAUUGAUCCAAAGGGCCUUGAUGAUGCUACCAUGCUAGACCUUGCCCGUCGUACCUUGGUUGAUCGUGCACUAGAGCUGUUCUUAAGACACAAGGACGAGUUGAAAUCAUUGGAUGAUUUCAAGAAGGUGAUGAUGUCCGCAUCGACCAACUCUCCCUACUGGAAAUCGGCGAAGGCUAUUACGUCUAUUAGGUUCGGAGGGGAUGUGGAAGACUACAACCGUCGUUUUAAUAGGUUGAAGUCGUCAUUACCUGCCAACUUCUAUUCUCCAGAAGUUUUGGAUCCAUUCUUUUACUUAAUGGGGCUUGGGGAAACCAAUGCUGCUCAACUGUUAGGUGAAAUCGGAGAUUUGUCUAAGACGUUAGACGAAUGUCAACAGAUUGCUACGAACUUAAGUUUUAAGUUGAAGAGAGAGUCAUCUGAUGACUCGUUCCAUGCUCGUGUCGGUAAGAAGAGGAAGAUCAACCCGUUGGCUAACAGGAUCACGCCAAACAUGACUGCUAAGAGUCGUUGCUAUCGUUGUAACGAGACUGGUCACUUUGCUGCCAAAUGUCCAUCCAAGUCAAAAAACUAG
This is a messenger RNA of Naumovozyma dairenensis CBS 421, 1029 nucleotides long. Its product is annotated as C2HC-type zinc finger protein. Lineage: Eukaryota; Fungi; Ascomycota; Saccharomycetes; Saccharomycetales; Saccharomycetaceae. The transcript has a single exon. Gene Ontology annotation, molecular function: nucleic acid binding; zinc ion binding. The record is from RefSeq and is a predicted model, not a curated record. Bases 1 to 1029 code for a protein of 342 amino acids.